AUGGACCCCACUAACCCAUCCACCCCUCCACUCGAAAUCGCUAUUAUCGGCUGCGGUAUCAUCGGCACCGUCCUCGCCCUCGGUCUCUUAAACAACAGCCCCUCCCCAUCGGCCAUCCGCGUCCGAAUCUACGAGCAAGCAGCCUCUAUCCGCGAAAUCGGCGCCGGCAUCGCAUUCACCGCUAACGCGCGGAAAUGUAUGUACAUGAUCGACUCGCGGCUGCCGGAGUGCGUGCGGGCCGUGGCUACUCCAAACGGGGACCCGGAUAAUCCGACAAACUAUAUGCAGUUUGUCGAUGGAUAUACGCAUGGCCCUGAGGAUACGGAGGUCGGGCAGGAGUUGGAGGGGAGGACGGUGUAUAAGCUACAUACCGCGGAGAGGGGGUUCGAGGGGUGUCAUCGGGCGCAGUUUCUGGAGCAGGUUAUGAAGUUGAUGCCUGGGGGUGUGGUGCAGUUGAGGAAGCGGUUGGUUGGGUUAGAGGAGGAUGGGGAAGGAGUUAGGGUUAAGAUGAGGUUUGAGGAUGGGAGUGUAGAGGGUGCGGAUGCUGUAAUCGGCUGCGACGGUAUCAAGUCCCUCGUCCGCCAACAUCUCCUCGGCGCAGCCAACCCAAGCGCCUUCCCACACUACACCCAUAAGAUCGCCUACCGCGGUCUCGUACCGAUGCCUCAAGCCAUUGACAAACUUGGUCUCUAUCGCGCCACGAACCAACACAUGUACGGCGGCCCGUCAGGCCACCUCCUCCAUUUCCCCGUGAUGCAACAGAAACUGAUGAACGUGGUUGCAUUCGUGAACGACCCCGAUGGCUGGCCAUUGCAGAAGCCCAUGUCUCAGCCCGCCACGCGCGACGAGGCCGGCAUCGCGUUCCAGGAGUGGGGUCCGACUGUGCGCGCGAUCAUCGAGCUGUUACCCGAUCAGAUGGAUAAGUGGGCUGUGUUUGAUCAUUUGGCAUAUCCCGCCAGGGAAGGGUAUAGUAAAGGGAGGAUUUGUUUGGCAGGGGAUGCGGCGCAUGCGUCGUCACCGCAUCAUGGAGCUGGAGCUGGGAUUGGGAUUGAGGAUGCGCUGGCGUUGACGACGUUGCUCGGACUUGUACAGAGGGAUUUGCUGGAGAGAGGAGAUAUCGGGAAGGGUGUCUUGCUGGAGAAGGCGUUCCAGGCGUUUACUAAGGUCAGAUAUGAGCGGUCUAUGUGGCUGGUUCAGAGUAGUCGCGAGGCGUGUGAGAUCUAUGAGUGGAACCAUCCUGAGUUUGGCAGCAAUAUGGCUAAAGCGCAUGAGGAUAUUCGACGCAGGUCGGACAAAAUUUGGUAUUUUGAUAUUGAGGGCAUGCUGCGGGAAUUGGAGGAGGAGUAUCUCAGGUAG
This is a messenger RNA of Aspergillus melleus, 1356 nucleotides long. RefSeq lists its product as uncharacterized. NCBI's taxonomy places the organism in Eukaryota, Fungi, Ascomycota, Eurotiomycetes, Eurotiales, Aspergillaceae. The record is from RefSeq and is a predicted model, not a curated record. Gene Ontology annotation, biological process: secondary metabolite biosynthetic process. Bases 1 to 1356 code for a protein of 451 amino acids. The transcript has 2 exons. Gene Ontology annotation, molecular function: FAD binding.